GCCGGGCCAGGGCGUGGGCUCGGCUCCCGGAAGCGGCAGCCGGGGCGGCCCGGAGGGGCCCUGCGCGCGGGCGGUGGGGCGAUGCUGCUGAAGCUGCUGCAGCGGCAGACCUACACCUGCCUGUCGCACAGGUACGGGCUCUACGUGUGCUUCGUGGGCGUCGUGGUCACCCUCGUGUCCGCGCUGCAGUUCGGAGAGGUGGUGCUUGAGUGGAGCCGGGACCAGUACCAUGUCCUGUUCGACUCGUACAGAGACAAUGUCGCCGGGAGGUCCUUCCAGAGCCGGCUCUGCCUGCCAGUGCCCAUCGAUGUGGUGUACACCUGGGUGAACGGCACAGACCUGGAGCUGCUCAAGGAGCUACAGCAGGUCCGGCAGCAGAUGGAGGAGGAGCAGAAGGCCAUGAGAGAAAUCCUGGGCAAGAACACGACAGAACCCAUGAGGAAGAGCGAGCAGCCGCUGGAGUGCCUGCUGACCCACUGCGUCAAGGUCCCCAUGCUGGUCCUGGACCCCGCGCUGCCGGCCCACAGCUCCCUGAAGGACCUGCCGGCCCUGCACCCCGCCUUGCGCGCGGCCAGUGAUCUCUUCCACGUGGCCAAGCCCAAGAACCCUUCCACCAACGUGUCUGUGGUCGUCUUCGACAGCACGAGGGACGUGGAAGACGCACACGCGGGACUGCUGAGAGGAAGCAGUAAGCAGACGGCCUGGAGGGGCUACCUGACGACCGAUAGAGAAGUGCCCGGGCUGGUGCUGAUGCAGGACCUGGCUUUCCUGAGCGGAUUCCCGCCGACCUUCAAAGAGACGAGUCAGCUGAGAACCAAGCUGCCCGAGAGCCUGGCUGCCAGAAUCCGGCUGCUGCAGCUGUAUUCCGAGGCCAGCGUCGCGCUCCUGCAGCUGCACAACCCCAAGGGCUUCCAGGAGCUGAGCAAGCAGACGAAGAAGAACAUGACCAUCGACGGCAAGGAGCUCACGCUGAGCCCCGCCUACCUGCUGUGGGACCUCAGCACCAUCAGCCAGUCCAAGCAGGAUGAAGACAUCUCCGCCAGCCGCUUCGAGGACAACGAGGAGCUGAGGUACUCGCUGCGCUCCAUCGAGAGGCACGCGCCGUGGGUCCGCAACAUCUUCAUCGUCACCAAUGGCCAGAUCCCGUCCUGGCUGAACCUGGACAACCCUCGCGUGGCCAUCGUCACCCACCAGGAAGUCUUCCGGAACCUGAGCCACCUGCCCAGCUUCAGCUCCCCGGCCAUCGAGAGCCACAUCCACCGCAUCGAGGGGCUGUCACAGAAGUUCAUCUACCUGAACGACGAUGUCAUGUUCGGCAAGGAUGUGUGGCCCGACGACUUCUACAGCCACUCCAAGGGGCAGAAGGUUUACUUGACGUGGCCCGUGCCGAACUGUGCCGAGGGCUGCCCGGGCUCGUGGGUUAAGGACGGCUACUGCGACAAGGCCUGCAACAACUCGGCCUGCGACUGGGAUGGCGGCGACUGCUCGGGCAGCAGCGGAGGCAGCCGCUACGCGGGCGGUGGCGCAGGCGCGGGCAGCGUCGGCGGUGGGCAGCCCUGGCAGUUCGGGGGCGGCCUCAGCAGCAUCUCCUACUGCAACCAGGGCUGCGCCAACUCCUGGCUGGCGGACAAGUUCUGCGACCAGGCCUGCAACGUCCUGGCCUGCGGGUUCGACGCAGGCGACUGUGGCCAAGAUCAUUUUCAUGAGUUGUACAAGGUGAGCCUUCUCCCGAACCGGACUCACUACGCUCUUCCCAAGGGCGAGCGGCUGCCUUACUUCAGCUUUGCAGAAAUCGCCAAAAGAGCCGUGGAGGGCUCCUACGGCGACAGCCCGGUGGUGCGGCACGCGUCCAUCGCCAACAAGUGGAAGACGGUGCACCUGCUGCUGCACGGUGGCAUGAACGCCACCACGCUCUACCUGAACCUCACGCUGCAGAGCGCCACAGACCGGGAGUUCCGGCUGCAGCUGGAGGUCGAGGUGGACACGAGGGAGGGCCUGAGGCCGAACGCCACCACCCAGAGGCCCCCUGAGCCCGGGAGCCCCGCCACGCCUCUCCCCGAGGCCGAGGUCCUUUUUGAGGAUAUUCCUGAAGAGAAGCGCUUCCCCAAGGUCAGGCGGCAUGGAGGAGAUACCGCGGAGCGACCCCAGGAGCCGAGUGUCCCCCGGGCCAACCUCUCCCUACUCCCCCGCGAGGCCCAGGCGCGGCUCAGGCUGCUGGACACGCAGCUGGCGCAGGGCGACAUCACUCUGAAAGGCUAUAAUGCGUCCAAAGCGGCCUUGCUGCGGUCCUUGCUCCUGAGCCUCCCGGAAGCAGCGGUUAGUGCAGCUGCAACAACAGCCAGAGCGAAGGACAAUGUGGAGGCCCUGGAGGAGAAGCUGGCGCGCAGCGUCGGAGGUGUGCAGAAUCCCCGUCGGCCGACCUUUCCAGCAGGGACGGCGCAAGGGGUCAGGCACAGCCCGGACUCCAGUCCACCACUGGUCUCAGGGACCAAAGCACGGUUUAAGUCGGAACCUCAGGCCCCCAGCGUGUUCCUAGAAAAGCCUGCGCCUCCAGACAUUCUGCCAGAAAACCGUGUGAUGGAAGAAAAGAGAGCUGCCCAGGAAGAAGGGGAAAGCCAAAAGGAGGCGCACCCCGAGGACCCCAUAGACACCAAGGGCGUCGUGCCCGGGAGGAAGCUGCACCAGCAUGCCGGAAGUGACCUGGGAUUCCUGCCAUGGGAGAAGAGAAAGUACUUCCAAGAUCUCCUUGAGGAGGAGGCAGCUCUGAAGACCCAGCUGGCCUACCUCACCGACGGCAGCCACACUGGCCGCCAGCUCAAGGACACAUUCGCGGACUCGCUGCGCUAUGUGAACAGAAUCCUCAACAGCAAGUUUGGCUUUGCAUCCCGGAAGGUCCCCGCACACAUGCCGCACAUGAUCGACCGCCUGGUCAUGCAGGAGCUGCAGGACAUGUUCCCCGAGGAGUUCGACAAGACGUCCUUCCACAAGGUGCGCCACUCCGAGGACAUGCAGUUCGCCUUCUCCUACUUCUACUACCUCAUGAGCGCAGUGCGGCCGCUGAACGUAUCCCAGGUCUUCGACGAGGUGGACACGGACCACUCGGGCGUCCUGUCGGACCGCGAGAUCCGCACGCUGGCCACCAGGGUGCACGACCUGCCACUGAGCCUGCAGGAUCUAACUGGUCUGGAACACAUGUUCAUAAAUUGCUCAAAAGUGCUUCCUGCUAACAUCACUCGGCUGCCCAGCGUGCCGCCCACCCAGGAGUCCUACUACGACCCCAACCUGCCCCCGGUGACCAAGAGUCUGGUGACCAACUGUAAGCCGGUGACUGACAAAAUCCACAAGGCCUACAAGGACAAAAACAAGUACAGGUUUGAAAUCAUGGGGGAGGAAGAAAUUGCUUUCAAAAUGAUCCGCACCAACGUUUCUCAUGUGGUUGGCCAGUUGGACGACAUAAGGAAAAAUCCCAGGAAGUUUGUUUGCCUGAACGACAACAUUGACCACACCCACAGAGACGCACAGACGGUGAAGGCCGUGCUUCGGGACUUCUACGAGUCCAUGUUCCCUGUGCCGUCCCAGUUCGAGCUGCCCCGGGAGUACCGGAACCGCUUCCUCCACGUGCACGAGCUGCGGGAGUGGAGGGCUUACCGGGACAAGCUCAAGUUCUGGACCCACUGCGUCCUGGCCACGCUCAUCCUCUUCACCGUGGUCUCAUUUUUUGCUGAGCAGUUAAUCGCUCUUAGGCGGAAGGUACUUCCCAGGAGGAGGGUAUGCCAAGAGGCCAGCCCCGACCGCAUCAAGGUCUAGAGGUCCUGGGUGGGCAGUCAGUCGCCCGCCUCGGCGUCACCGAGAGGGACCCGGGCCUCCGCACCGACGGCAGCUCGAGCUGUCCCGCCACAGGCUGCUGCCCAGCCUGCUCAUAAAGGCGGCCACAAGCUGCCCCUUCCCAGCAGCCCGCGGGGUCUGCGCCUUCCGAAUGCUGCGCUGCCCUGCACCGCCUCUGACUUCCCAUCCCUGCAUCUCGUCUCCCCUGUUCUUGCUUCUGGAAGUAGCAAGCUGGGACGUGUGCGCCCGUUUAUGGGUAUUAUGUAAGCAAUGCGGUACGGUCACCUGGGACUGGCAGGGUCUAAGUCGCCCACCUUGGUAAGGAUGGGCUCAGUCCCUCGUAACUGCCCACACACAGUGGCCGGCAUGGAAGUGUCAGCUUCUUCAGUCCCCAAGAGCAAAUGCUUGAUUUCCCACGCAGGCCGGGUUACCGAGGGCCCCGCCGAGCACUGCCACUUGGAGAUGUGAGGAAUGUUCGGAAGUGUGCACUCUGACAUGGGGCCUCCAGCGCAGCACUGCCUGGGGGCGCCGCCCUGGCCUCCCUCAGUUCAACACUCCACCUCCUCCUCUGCUCUCCCUCCUCCUGCUCCUCCUCCUCCUGCUCCUCUCCCUCCUCCUCCUCUUCUCCUUCCUCCUCUCCCUCCUCUCCCCCCGCCCCCUAGUGCAGCCUCAGCCGCGUUUUUGUAGUGCGGGGUCAGCAGACCUGUUGGGUAGAAGCCCAGCUAGCUGGUGCAUAAUCGCGGGACACCCGUGACCCUGUCACACAUUCUUUGUUUUUCAUUCGCAUCUUCUAAACAGCCCUUUAACAUUGCAGAGCCCGCGUGUAGCUUGCAGGGAAACAAAUGGGACUCUGGCUGGAUGGGACCCGCAGGCCCGGCGCUGACCCCUGAUGUGCAGCUGUGUGGCCCAGGUCACCACAGUGGCUCUGGCGACCCAGGUCCUUCCUGAGGUCGGCAGCUGUUUUAGACCUCAGUCCCACCAGUGUUACUGCACAGCAGCACACAGAUUUUGUGAAAAGAACUCAAAGUGUAAAACUGUGUUUGUGCUGUUUUCCAAAAUUGAAGUCUCAUAACAAAUUGAA
Molecule: messenger RNA, 4906 nt
Organism: Heterocephalus glaber (naked mole-rat)
Lineage: Eukaryota; Metazoa; Chordata; Mammalia; Rodentia; Bathyergidae
Gene: Gnptab
Product: N-acetylglucosamine-1-phosphate transferase subunits alpha and beta
Biological process (GO): N-glycan processing to lysosome; carbohydrate phosphorylation
Cellular component (GO): Golgi apparatus
Molecular function (GO): UDP-N-acetylglucosamine-lysosomal-enzyme N-acetylglucosaminephosphotransferase activity; calcium ion binding
Source: RefSeq, a predicted model, not a curated record